CAGCCAAAUUUCCUGCACAUCUCCCAAACAAGGUAUAAUGCACAAGUGACUUUUACCAUGGAACUGAAGAUGUGCAGCUCUCAGCUGGUCCUCUACUUUAUAAUCUCUGUAUCAGCUGUGUCAGCUCAAGGUCGAGAAAGCUGUGAUGGGAGAUGCGGUGAAAGGUAUCUUCGCGCGGAUUUAUGCCAUUGUGAUUAUAACUGUAUGUCUUACUCGGAAUGUUGUCCGGACUACAAGUCAGUUUGCACAACAGAGAACUCAUGCAAAGGACGAUGCCAUGAGGGCUUUAUAAGAGGACUGGCAUGCGACUGUGACCCGGGAUGCAAAGAUUUUGGCAAGUGCUGUCCAGACUAUGAAUCGGCUUGCAAGAAACCGACUCCGCGGCAGCCACCUUCUCGUUCAUCAGAGGAUCCCGAACCUGAGGCAAGAGAUAAUCCUCCGGAACCUACUAAAAUACCAGAGGAUGAAAUGACAAAAGAUAAUAUUCAGAGAGAUGAAGCCGUGCCAGACAAAGCACAUGAAAUUCCCAUAGAUAACAAGGAUCCUUCACUGGGCAGUCCACCAUCAUUGUCACCGAAACAAAGUAGGAAGAGAAGCCCUAGGAGGCCAGAAAAGAAGACAAAUAGCAAUAUAAUGUAUCCAGAUGAUAGAGAAGACCCUACAGUGGAGAGUACUUCAUCAUUACCACCACUAAAAAAAACUAUAAAAAGGAGCCCUAAGAGGCCAGAAAAGAAGAGAUCUAGGAAAUUAAAAUAUCCAGAAGAUGAUGCAGAAGAUCCCUACAAGGGAAAAGCACCAUCUAAGUAUCAUAAAAAAUCUCCCCCAAAUAAGAACAGUAAGAGUCCAACCAAUUCUUCACCUAAAAAACCAAGAAAGAAGAAAAGGAAGUUUAUAGUAGUGUAUGAAGACGACCCGGAAGAUUCCACUGAUAAUCCACCAAAGGAUAAAAGUACACCACCAAAAAAGGCUUCUAAAUCCCCCAAAAACAAAAAACCUGGGACAAUUGAGGAAUCAGAAGAAAAAAUUGAAGAGUCAGAAGAGAAUGAGUCCUCCUCCUCUUUUUCUUCAUCCUCUUCUUCGUCAAGUGUAAAGGGAAUUAAAACAUCCAAAAAACUGUCAAGGAAAAAUCAAAAGAAAAAAAAGCCUGGACAUGAUAAGCCAGAUCCAGACAACCCAGAUAAUACAGAGCCAAAACGGAAGCCAGAAGACAAAAAUAGUAAGCCAAAGAAACCCAGAACCAGAAAGAUAAUAGAAGGUGAUGAUGACCCUGAAGAUCCUGAAACCCCUCCAGAAGAGCCAACUCCGAGGCCUAAAGACAAAGAUAAUAAACCAAAAAAAUCCCAAACCCCAAAGACAAAGAAAGGCGAUGAUGAUCCCACCGAUCCCAAAACACCUCCUGGAGGGUCAAAUCAAAAGCCACAAUCACCUAAUGAUGAAAAAGAUGGAAAACCCAAAGAACCAAAAAUUAAAGAGCCAAAUAAGAAACGUCCUGGUGACAAUGAUCCUGAAGAUCCAGAUAACCCUCCAGCAGAUCCAAAUCAAAACCAUCCUGUUUUGAAAGAUGAUGAACUAAGGAAACCCAAAACCCCAAAUACAAAGGAAGAGGGUGAAGACCCAAAAGAUACAGAAAAGUCUCCAAAAGGGCCCAAUCAAAAGCCACGCUCACCUAAUAAUGAAAAACCCAAAGAUCCAAAACUGAAAGGACCCAAUCAAAAGCCACGCUCACCUAAUAAUGAAAAAGAUGAAAAACCCAAAGAUCCAAAACUGAAAGAGCCAAAUCAGAGGCGUCCUGGUGACAAAGAUCCUGAAGAUCCAGACACCCCCCCAGAAGGGCUAAAUCAAAAGCCACGCUCCCCUAGUAAUGAAAAAGACGGAAAGCCCAAAGAUCCAAAAAAUAAAGAGCCUACUCCAGAGGGUUCCCGAGCAUCUCCUGGUGACAAAACAAAUAAUCCCCAAAAGACAAAGACACCAACUGUUAAAGAAGAAGAGGAUAAAGAAGCAAAUGAAGAUACAGAUGACAACACCUCUUCAUCUUCUAAUCUAAAGAACACAAAAAAGCGUUCACCUGCAAAUACAAACAAGAAUCCAAAGAAGAAAAUCAAGCCAGUGGGAAACACAGAUGAAGAUCCAUUCGGUGACCCGUCACCAGACAAAGGAAAAAAGAAGCGAAUUACCAUAGUACCAAAAAAGAAAAAGAAAAGGGUUAUAUACAUAGAUGAAGAUGAUGAUGAUGAACCAUCAAAACCAGGCAAAGGGAAAAAACCUAAAAAGAAACCUUCAAACAAAAACAUAGUUAAAAAAAAGAAGGUCAACUCGGAGGAAGAAAGACAAGAAACUGUGGAGAGUGAGUUUUCCAGUUCUUCUCAGUCAUCAACAUCACAUAGUAGAAGCAAAAAAAGUAAGAGGCGGAUGACAGGGAAAAAUAAGAAAAACUUAAAGAAGAUUCCUGAGGAACCAGAACAGCCAUUAAAGCCACCAAAGCGUAAAAAAGAUAAAAAGUUCCCUCCAACGCCUGAACCCACCUUUAUUUCUGAAGGUUCUGGAGAUGAAGGCAGUGGAAUGCCAACUACUAUGGCAGCUACAACUCUAAUUACCCAAUCACCAACUACUGAAUCACAAACUACAGUAGGAACAAAAAAAACAGAAGCUACAGUAAUUCCAUCAACAAAGCCACAAACACGUAGUACUGAUGUAACCUCAUACAAGACAACACCAAGUACACCCAAUCUGUUGACAACGGGAGAAACACAUGAGAAAACUUCAACUACAAUAAGCCCAAACACUCAGACUUUAUCCUCACAAAAGGCAACACCAAGUACACCCAGCACUGUGUCUACUGAGGAACAACCUGCAAAAACAUCCACCACAAUGAGUCCCCACACUCAGGCCUUAACCUCAUAUAAGGCAACAAGUAUUUCCAAUAUUGUGUCUACAGGACAAUCUGUAAAAACUUCCACUACAAUGAGCACCCACACUCCACAGGAAAGAACCACAGGACAGAGCAUGAUGACAAACACUCCAGUUCAACAAAUGAGCACACUGAAAACUCCCAAGGACCAAAGCACUACAGAUUCUAGUGAUAUUAUUGCUACAACAAUCUCUGAAAUACUGCAGGAAACAACAAAAUCAAUGUUAUUAAAUAGCACGCCAGUGGAUCCAACAAAACAAACACCGCUUGAGGAUAAUAAUAAGUAUACCACCUCUAAACCAACAAGUAGUGCAGAAUACAGCACAACUACCAAAUCAGCACAAACAACAACAACUGACAACAAUAUGGUAUUUUCUACCACUGCUACACCUGGAAAAGUGUUAGAUAAAGACAUCACAGUAGCCACGGAAACCACAAUGAAGCAUUCAGUUCAUACUGUUUCUACUAAAAAACCUGAAGAGGAACUAGAGCUUUCUUCACGGGCCAAGAGCACAGUACGUCCAGAGCAAAGGCCAACUCUAACAAAGAGAACAAUUUAUGACGCCACAACAAAACCUGUCAACACAAAGACACCCACCCCAUCCAUGUAUUCCACCAAAACAACAAAUCCUACUAGAGUUCCAACAGCCAGGAAAAUGAAUGAUGAAGAGAUGGGAAAUAAUAUUAACAUCACAAAGCUAGAAAACCCAUUUCAUGUUUGCGAUUUGCUUAAGGAUGAAGGAAUAAAGUUGAGAAUAUCAGACCAUGACCUGCAGCUUAUCACCGACAUGUGUAUGGAAAUGCAACAACAGCAACCACCUGUAAGUACACCAGCUCCAGAAACAAGGAAGCCUACUGUAAAUUAUGGAAAUAUCCCCCCAAGAUACACAUAUGCGGCAUCUAACUUCAACCAACAACCAGAAACAAGAAUCAUUGAGAUUGUUGAAGAAAUAUAUAGGAGAAUGAAUAAUUCUCCAGUGAUAAAUAUAACAAUCGUACCUGGUCAGAACAUAUAUAAGCCAACAGUAUGGUUAUUGUUGCUUAAUAAAAUCAAAAGCUCAUAUGACCCAGAGAAGAAUUUGUGUAUUGGGAAACCAGCAGAUGGAAUGACUACUCUGCAAAAUGGAUCUAUGGUGGUGUUUCGAGGUAACUACUUUUGGACGCUAAAUCAGGGAGGAGUGACAGAAAGCCCACGUAAGAUCAGUGAAGUGUGGGGUAUUCCAUCUCCGAUUGACACCGUAUUUACUAGAUGCAAUUGUGGUGCCAAGACUUUCUUUUUCAAGGGACCACGUUAUUGGCGUUUUACCAACGAUAUUAUGGAUCAAGGAUAUCCAAAAGAAAUUACUAAAGGAUUUGGUGGACUCAGUGGUAAAGUAACCGCUGUUCUGCCAGUGGCUGGAUUAAAUACAAGGCCAGAGUCCGUCUAUUUCUUCAAAACAGGUGGAAAUGUUCAAAAGUACACAUUUCGUCAAGAACAGUCCAAGAAGUGCAUUAAAAAGAAACGUCCCGUCGUACAAUACCCCAUUUACUCCCAAAGAGUCCAAACUGUAAAGUAUCGUUUUCCAAGAAAUACCGUGCGACAUCGUAUAGUAAUACAUCGUAGGAUCUCCAAAGUACAACAUCAGCAGCCAUUAGGCAUUCUUCAUGAAGAGACUACUGUUCGUUCAACCUGGAGAGGAGUUCCAAACAACAUUAUCUCUGCAGUUUCUCUUGCAAAUCCGGAGAAGCAAGAUGGAUUUGAUUAUUUUGUGUUUAAUAAAGAUAAAUACUACAAUAUAAACAUGUCAAGCAAAGUAGCAGUGAAACCUCCACCUGAAUCCGAGCAGAAAACAUCAAAGGAUUGGUACAAGUGCAAAGAAUGAACGGAAAACAUGAAGCUACUAUAAUAUUAAACUACUUUAUCAAUAAAGACUUUACUUUUACUUUGGAAAUAAGAUACAUAAAUGUAAAAAUAUGCUAAAAACAAAUUAUAGACUAUUUAUUUUACAAAAAUGCUGUAAUUCUGUCUGACCAACUUCAAUGAGAAAACUGUUAAAAAAUAAUAAUAUUUAUUGGUAAGAAAAUCUAAAUUACAGGUGCCUUUAAAAAAGGUAAAAUAAUAACUUGUUUUGAUGCAAUUAAAAGUAAACAACAAAUGUCAUUUUAUGGACCAUGAUUCUGAAAGCCUCCACACUGUAUCGAUACAAAAACAAAAUCAAAUAAAUACAAUUCCAGAAAUGUAAUGCAGUUUCUUCUGCAGUAGCAUCUUAGUAAAUAGUAAAUAAGCUUAAUAA
Pseudophryne corroboree (corroboree frog) is the source of this 5181-nucleotide messenger RNA. RefSeq names its product proteoglycan 4 (gene PRG4). Gene Ontology annotation, biological process: immune response. Gene Ontology annotation, molecular function: scavenger receptor activity; polysaccharide binding. The record is from RefSeq and is a predicted model, not a curated record. The coding region runs from base 58 to 4770 and encodes 1570 amino acids. Lineage: Eukaryota; Metazoa; Chordata; Amphibia; Anura; Myobatrachidae. The transcript has 33 exons.